This is a messenger RNA of Coregonus sp. 'balchen', 1157 nucleotides long. NCBI's taxonomy places the organism in Eukaryota, Metazoa, Chordata, Actinopteri, Salmoniformes, Salmonidae. The record is from the annotation of a GenBank genome assembly.
AUGGCUGCCUUAUUGUACUUAGUGAGUUUGUCAGAGAUAUUUGACAUCUCCAACAUUUAUAUUUUAAAGUCAUGGGGGAAAUCAGCUAAAAUUUAUAAUCUGAAAAAUCAAACAAAUUAAUUUGAAUGUUAUGACCUGUAUAUGGUGUUUUUGACUGACUAUCAGUGGUAGGGUUGAAUGUGUGUUGUGUAGAGAGUUACUGGUGUGUAUAAAGUGCAGGAGGUUUUUGUACGGCCGUUCAAUGAGUCUGUAUCACUGUGGAGGACUUUCGGUGGUGGCACCAAACUCAUCAUUGACUGUAAGUACAAGAGGUUCAUUCCUUUUUAUAAUACAUUCAAUUGAACAUUUAUAAAAUCACAAAAAGUCAAAAUUGUUAAAUAGUUGUCGUUUUGAAUGUUUAAUUUAUUUUUAUACCGAUUAGUUGCAAUGUUUCUAUAUACUGUAAUGAUCAUUCAAGGACAGAAACUUCAUAUACCAAAUAUCCACCAUUAGAAAAUAAUAGUUUGAUGUGUUGGAUGUCUUUAAAUACACAAAAACAGUUCAGCAGCAUUAUAAAAAUGUUUUCAUUGUAAGCACGUAAGUUUUGUUUAUGUACUGUACUUUAACGCAUCACUGAACUUAGUGUGUGCUCAUGCUUCAUAGAUGUUAUUAGAGGGAAGUAAAAGAGUGUGUAGUAUAUAUUUAUAGAUAACCUGUCAUUUUCACAAACUAUUUUAUAUAAUACAAAUAUCAGAUUUGUUUCUUCAUGUUAAAGUUGUUGAAAGUUCUUCAAGGUUCUUGUCCAGUUUACCCCUUACAUGUCAUCUCUCCUGUCCCCCCUCCCCUUCUCUCUCCUAGUGGGUGUGGUACGUCCCUCCCUGACCGUCCUACUCCCCUCCAGUGAGGAGCAGGACAAGGGGAAUGUUGCCCUAGUGUGCCUGGCCAACAGGGGCUUCCCGGGGGGCUGGAAGCUGGGUUGGAGGCUGGGGGCCGGGGGAGCCUUGCAGGGCAGCCAGAGUCUGGAGGUCCUGGAGAAGGACGGUCACUACAGCUGGAGCAGCAGCCUCACCCUCCCCACUGACCAGUGGAAGAAUGCUGGCUCAGUCACCUGUGAGGCCACCCUAAAGGACCAGACCCCUGUCACUCACACACUGGAGCCACGCCACUGCUCCCAGUAG